UAUUUUGUUUUUCUUUUCUCUUUAGUAUUCCACUCUCCUCAUGCUCGCAUGCAUUCUGUGCUUCUAUCUAUUCGGAGAGAAGAUCACGCCGCACUGAGCUUCGUCCGUCGUUGCUCUUCGUGAUUCGUUGUUGUUGUUGUUGUUGUUGUUGUUGUCGUUCUUCUUCUUCUUCUUCUUCAUUUGUCUCCUCUUCCUCCUUCUCUGUCCUUUUCUGCCCUUACCAUUCGCCUUGUCACAAUUCUCUCCGCUCUAGUGUCCUGGGCGGUCCAGGCGACGAGACGUUCCCCUCUCCUCAUGCACACAUGCAUUCUGUGCUGCUAAUUCUUAGUAGAGAGGAUCACACCGCUUUGAGUUUCGUCCGUUGUUGCCCAUCGUGAUUUUUUGUUGUUGUUGUUGGUGCUGUCCUUCUUCCUUCUCUGCCUCUAUCGAUUGUGCUUCUAUAUUUCUUCUCCUACCAGUGUUUCUAGACUGCCUGACGACGAGACGAUCCCCUUUCCACAUGGUCGCGUGUGUUUGUGGAGAGAGGAUUUACACCAGUGUGAUCUUCGUCCGUUGUCCAUCGUGAUUACUUCUUCGUCGUUUUCCUCUUCUUCUUCUCCUUCCACCACCGCCACCACCACCACCAAUUGACCUACCAUAGUUGCUUGAGUGUUUGUAGGCUGUCCAGGCGGCGAGACGUUGUCCUCUCCUUAUGCACGCAUGCAUUCCUUGCUACCAUUUUGUUGGGGUUGGAUUACAGCGCAGUAAGCUUCGUUCGUUGUUGCCUAUCGUGAUUUCUUCUUCUUCUCCUUCUUCUUCUCCUUCUUCUUCUUCUUCUUCUUCUUCCUCCUCCUUCUCUACUCCCUCUUCAACCAUUAAUCGCCUUCUUCCAAUUCCCUCCCCACGAGCGCCUAGGGUUGCCCAGGCGACGAGGGGUUCAUUUAAGAACAUGGCUGUCAAAGCAGCCUCUCCGAAUGGCAAACCUCACGUGCUUAUGAUGGCAUUGUUGAUGCCCUAUCUGCGCGACUCCCUGGAAUCAAAGUUUAAUUUAUUACCUUUGUGGGAGCAGAGCAAUAAGGAUGAAUAUUUGGCGAGUGUAGCGGAUUGUGUCCGUGCUGUGGUCACUUCAACUAACUCCGUUGUCGAUGCAAAACUCCUUGAGAAGCUACCGAAGGUUGAGAUUGUGUCGAGCUUCAGCGUCGGAACGGAUAAGGUUGACGUAGCUUAUUGCAAAGAAAGAGGAAUUGCUGUCACGAACACUCCGGAUGUACUCACAGAUGAUUGUGCCGACCUUGCUAUUGCACUAUUGUUAACUACAAUGCGACAGAUUUGUUCUGCCGAUCGAUACGUGCGCAAGGGUUGCUGGCCGAAGCAGGGUGAUUAUCCGCUCUCUUACAAGAUGAGUGGGAAGGACCUUGGUAUUGUUGGAUUGGGCCGCAUCGGAAAAGCAGUUGCGAAGAGGGCAGAGGCAUUUGGUUGUAAAAUCAAAUAUUAUGCAAGAUCGGACAAGAAGGAUGUUCCGUACGAGUAUUAUGGUAGCGUUUUGGAGCUCGCCAAAAACUCAGAUAUGCUCGUUGUCUGUUGUGCGUUCACUAAAGAGACGGCUAAGAUCAUUGAUAAAAGAGUGCUGGAUGCUCUGGGUCCAGAGGGUUUUCUUGUAAAUAUAUCUCGUGGAGGCGUCGUUGACGAGCCCGAGCUUGUAAAAGCUCUACUAGAAUGUAGGUUGGGUGGAGCAGGUUUGGAUGUUUAUGAAAACGAGCCUCAUGUUCCUCAGGAGCUCUGGAAUAUGGAUAAUGUUGUGUUGCUCCCUCAUGUGGCUAGCGGAACCUUGGAUACUCGGCGGGCUAUGGCCGAUCUUGUCAGUGGAAAUUUGGAGGCACACUUUUCUGGCAAGCCUUUAUUCACUCCCGUUACAUAAAGGACUACAUUUUGGUCUGAACGAGGGUAAUUGCUGUUGGCCAACAUGUCUUUCUUUUUCUUCUCUUCUUCUACUUCUUCUUCGUUAAAAAAUCUUUUUUAAUGGAAGUGGGAUAGUCACGUACUUGACAAAGAUGUUUUCAUCUAUCUAGUUUGGGAAUUAGUCUUUGGAUUCCCCAUACAGGCAAAUACGUGGCCUUUGAAGCAAAGGCACGUGGGAAUUACAGCAAGUUUUGCUGAAUCCAUGUUCCUUAACAGCUGGGUGUACGUAGUGUUUUAGAAGAAUACUUAUGGGGCCUCUAGAAUUAUGAUAAUUCGGAUGAAGUCUUUUUUUAAUUAGAUAUGAUGGGUUAUUCUUUUGGUCCGGGGGAGUAAAUGCUUCUAGUAGUCACAGCCUGGAAUGGCACCAUUCCUAGUGCUUAUUUUCAGCCUUGCAGCUAACGUUCUUGAGUUGGAUGACUCACUAGAAGCAGAUUCGCAGCUUGGCAGUGUUUGUUUCGUCAAUUCUCCUCCUUUACCAUUCAAUCCGUUUUAGGAAGGUGGUGUUGUAGUUCCCACCAGAUGAAAGAGCUGAUUCUUGUUCUUUCAGUCACCACAUUGUUCAAAGCAGGGAAUUCAUCCUUGUGCUGAGUACGCAGGUUUACAUUUGUUGACGGGGUUGAGCACCGGUAGGAAGAUAAACUUUUUGUACACAAGUAGUUUAGGUAGGUCACACUUGUCACGUAUGGAAGAGUAUGUAAAUAGUAAUCUCUGUGGUUUAUUGCAUAAAGACCACGAUAAAGAGAGAAGGCAGUAUUGUCGACAUUGUUUGUACGUUUUAGGGUCAAGCCAGUGAAAGAAAUCCCCUUGAAACAGAUGUACUUGGUUAGUGCAAGGAUAUUUUCUGUAUUGAACAAUGUUGUGUGUGUUGAAUGAAAUUUUAUCUUAGUCCUGAU
Messenger RNA from Physcomitrium patens, 2831 nucleotides. Its product is annotated as hydroxyphenylpyruvate reductase. Gene Ontology annotation, cellular component: cytosol. Gene Ontology annotation, molecular function: hydroxypyruvate reductase [NAD(P)H] activity; NAD binding; glyoxylate reductase (NADPH) activity. The record is from RefSeq and is a predicted model, not a curated record. NCBI's taxonomy places the organism in Eukaryota, Viridiplantae, Streptophyta, Bryopsida, Funariales, Funariaceae.